Messenger RNA from Suillus discolor, 675 nucleotides. RefSeq lists its product as uncharacterized. Gene Ontology annotation, molecular function: GTP binding. The record is from RefSeq and is a predicted model, not a curated record. The transcript has a single exon. NCBI's taxonomy places the organism in Eukaryota, Fungi, Basidiomycota, Agaricomycetes, Boletales, Suillaceae. The annotation marks the transcript as partial.
AACAUCGUUAUCUUUGGAGAAACAGGAGUGGGCAAAAGCUCUGUCAUUAACCUGAUGGCUGGCCAGGAGAUUGCGCACAUAUCACCCGACGGUGCUCACCGCUGUACUCUGCAUUGGACGGAGUACCAAAUAACCUUCGAAAAUGGGUCUCGAUACAAGGUGUUUGAUAUGGUCGGCCUCCAAGAGCCUCGUCUACAAACCGGAGAGUACCUCUUCGCAAUUUCAAAUGCAUAUAGCCUCAUCAACACUUUGAAAGAAUGUGGAGGUGUCAACCUCUUGCUCUUCUGUAUACGUGGAGGCAUAGCCACAGCAACCAUGCAGAGCAACUAUAGGUUGUUCUUCAAAUUUUUCUGCAAGGAAAAAGUCCCGCUCGCGCUGGUCGUCACAAACCUCGAAAGAGAGACAAGGAUGGAAGACUGGUACACGCGGAAUAUGGGCUACUUGGAGAAUUAUAACAUCAGGUCUGCGGGACACGCAUGCAUAACUGCGGCGAAUCUUCUGGAUGGGAGGCAUAGAGACAAGUAUGAGGAGUCGUGUGGAAUACUCCGUAGAGUGGUUGAGGUUCAUUGCAACACAUCCAUGAAAGGGUGGGCCGACCCUAGACAAGGAUGGCUUAUCAAGCUUGAGGUUUCACAUCCCAAAAAGACGGACAUCAUUGGGGUUCUCACGAAAUGA